Molecule: messenger RNA, 1365 nt
Organism: Marmota monax (woodchuck)
Lineage: Eukaryota; Metazoa; Chordata; Mammalia; Rodentia; Sciuridae
Gene: Sertad3
Product: SERTA domain containing 3
Exons: 2
Coding region: 166-762 (198 amino acids)
Biological process (GO): positive regulation of DNA-templated transcription
Cellular component (GO): nucleus
Source: RefSeq, a predicted model, not a curated record
AGCCAAUCUUGGCUCGCGGCUAGGCUCCGGGGCGGAGCUGGGUGGUUUGAGGCCAGGAGGAGAGGCCCCCGGGAGGUGAGCUAGGUCUCUACUCCGCACUGGUGGGUCGGUACGCGGUAGGCUUUCCUGGAGGUGGUCAUUGCGAACCUGGCAUCCGAGAGCAUCAUGGUGGGAGGCCUGAAGAGGAAACACUCAGAUUUGGAAGAGGAGGAGGAGGAUGAAAAGUGGGACUGGAGUCCAGCAAGCCUUCGGAGCUGCCAACAAGCUCUGCUACGCAUCUCCCUAGACAAAGUCCAGCGCAGCCUGGGCCCCCGAGCACCCAGCCUCCGCAGGCAUGUCCUCAUCCACAACACCCUACAGCAACUCCAGGCUGCCAUUCACUUGGCUCCAGCACCUGCCCUGCCCCCCGAGCCCCUCUUCCUGGGCGAAGAAGAUUUCUCCCUGUCCACCACCAUCGGCUCUAUCCUCAGGGAGUUGGAGACAUCCAUGGAUGAGACAGAAGCACCUCAGAAUCCAGUGGCUCCCCCAGGCCUCCAGAACGAAGUGCUUCCCCAACCUGACCCAGUCUUCUUAGAAGCUCUGAGCUCCCGGUACCUGGGGGACUCUGGCCUGGAUGACUUCUUUCUGGACAUUGACACAUCUGCAGUGGAAAAGGAGCCUGCACUGGCCCCCCCAGAACCUCCUCACAACCUCUUCUGUGCCCCAGGGUCCUGGGAAUGGAAUGAACUAGAUCACAUCAUGGAAAUCAUUCUAGGAUCCUAAAAACUACCAAGGGGACAGAACCCUUCCUCACGGCGGCCUCAGUGGGCUGGAUCCCUGGAUGCAACUUGUGUGUUUUGAUGGGGGCUCCAGAUAGUGACUAUGGUCUCCUUUCCUCCCAUUUCAGGGUUCCACAAACUUACUUGCAUGUGUGUGUCUCUGGUUACCCCCGCCUUCUGUGAAGGUGGGUCUUCCUGAAUUAAUUUAUCUGUUCCAAAUGCCUUAAUGAGACUCUGUUUCUGGGAGUCUGACUUCUCACAUUUCUUCUGCCUUUCCUCCAGUUCCCACUCCCCUUGUGACCACUGGGUCCUCAGGGAAGAUAAAGUGGGGCCUGUCAACAGUGGCAGGGGUGUGCUGCCAGGUUGCUCUAGAAACCCAGGCUCUGCCUCUUGAGGGAGUGGGAGGGGCUGGUCUCCUUCCCCCAGGCUGAACCCCACUUCCUUGGCAGGACCCCAGCCCCAGCAGCUUCCUGAUUCAGAACCAGGCCGGACCACGUGCAAUAGGGUGGAAACCAAACUGCUCCAUGCCGCGUUAUUUAAAAAGAAAGGCAGGGUUUGUGGUGGCUUUUUUUUUUUUUUGAUUGUUUAAUUUUUUUUUUUAUUUUAA